CUGCCCCGGCCCUGCCGCGCGCUGGUGCGGCUGACCCCGCAGAGCGGCGCCGGCCGCGCACUCGAGGACUUCCAGGCGGUGGUGCAGCCCAUGCUGGCCGAGGCCGACAUCGCCACCACUGUCUUCAUCACCGAGAGGCCCCACCACGCACACGAGAAGGUGCGGGAUGAGGACCUGUCGCAGUGGGACACGUUGGUGGUCAUGGCCGGGGAUGGGCUGCUGUACGAGGUGGUGAACGGGCUCAUGGAGCGGCCGGACUGGGAGGACACCAUGAAGAAGCCGCUGUGCAUCCUGCCGGGGGGCUCCGGGAACGCCCUGGCCGCCUCCAUCAACCACUACGCAGGCAACGACCACGUCGCCAAGAAGAAGCUGCUGACGAACUGCACCUUCAUCCUGUGCAAGGGGCUGCACACGCAGAUGGACCUGGUCUCGCUGAGCACGGCCUCAGGCAAGCGCCUCUUCUCCUUCCUCGGCUUCGGCUGGGGCUUCAUCUCAGACGUGGACAUCGACAGUGAGAAGUACCGCCGGCUGGGCAACGCCCGCUUCACCCUGGGCACCCUGCAGUGCCUGGCCAAGCUGCGGGUGUACCAGGGCCGCCUCUCCUCCCUGCCCGCCCACCAGCCACAGCCAGAACGCCGCCGUGAGUUACGUGUGCAGCGCGCGCUGCCCUGCCUGCGGCUCAAAGCCCCUCUCCGCAGCCCGGACGGGGGUCUGCCGCGCUGCCAGACCUCCUGCCUGCUGGCCAGAGCCAUCCACCCGCGGACCAGUGCUUGGAGAGCUCCGCAGGCCCAGGUCUUCGCUCACAGCCAAGCCCUGCUUCCUCCGGAGCACCGGGAGCAGGACACGCUUCCAAAGUCCUGGCAGCGGACAGUGACACGAGAAGGGCUUUGCACGGCCAGCCCCUGGCUCCGGAGCGUCCCAGGGGCAGCUGGAGACAGCGGGCGCAGGGAGCCGGGUGGGGGGAACGCGGGUGCAGACCCUGGUGUCUCGAGGAGCAGAAAGCACCGCGCAAGUGGGCCGAGAUUCGCCUGCUGGUCUCCCUUUCGAAACGAGAAGGCCAGAUCCUGGCUCGGGCUGGGGGAAGGGAACGCAGCUACAUCGAGCAAGAGCAAAGGAGAGUUUUGUGCUAGCUGGAAGGACCAACGGACUCUCCCUGACAGACCGUGCUCCACAUGGACGCUAAGUGGGUGCUUCUCCAAUGCCUAA
Molecule: messenger RNA, 1206 nt
Organism: Nipponia nippon (crested ibis)
Lineage: Eukaryota; Metazoa; Chordata; Aves; Pelecaniformes; Threskiornithidae
Source: RefSeq, a predicted model, not a curated record